AUGCCGUGUCUUUUCGGGCUGUUUGCAGAGGCUGAAUCCACGGCAAAGAGACCCCGAACGACAAUCACCGCCAAACAAUUGGAGACCUUGAAAAACGCUUACAACAACUCCCCCAAACCAGCUCGGCACGUGAGAGAGCAGCUGUCUUCGGAGACAGGCUUGGAUAUGCGGGUUGUGCAGGUUUGGUUCCAGAACAGAAGGGCCAAAGAAAAACGCUUAAAGAAAGAUGCUGGGAGACAAAGAUGGGGCCAGUACUUCAGAAACAUGAAGCGAUCCAGAGGGAACUCCAAGUCAGACAAGGAAAGCCUCCAGGACCAAGGCCCCGACAGCGAUGCUGAGGUCUCCUUCACAGAUGAACCAUCUAUAUCCGAGAUAAGCCACUCCAAUGGGAUUUACAGCAACCUUAGUGAAACCUCCCCUGCUCUAGGGAGACAAGCUGGGACCAAUGGCAGCUUCUCUUUGGAACACAGUGGACUUCCAGCUCAGGAACAAUACCCUGACCUCCGAUCCAGCAGCCCCUAUGGCAUGCCUCAGUCACCAGCCUCUUUGCACGCGUUGUCUGGCCACCAGUCUCUGAUGUCCACCUUGGUUUAUCCUGACAGUGGCUUGGGUGUUCUUGGGCAAGGUGGGCCAGCUGUGCCUCCCCCCAUGAGAGUGCUAGGUGGGACUGGACCCAGCUCAGAUCUCUCCACGGGAAGCAGCGGAGGCUACCCAGACUUCCCAGCAAGCCCUGCCUCUUGGCUGGACGAAGUGGACCAUGCUCAGUUUUGAUACAGGAUUCAAGAGCUCAUAGGGGAGC
Heteronotia binoei (common prickly gecko) is the source of this 799-nucleotide messenger RNA. RefSeq names its product LIM homeobox 3 (gene LHX3). NCBI's taxonomy places the organism in Eukaryota, Metazoa, Chordata, Lepidosauria, Squamata, Gekkonidae. Gene Ontology annotation, molecular function: DNA-binding transcription factor activity, RNA polymerase II-specific; RNA polymerase II transcription regulatory region sequence-specific DNA binding. The record is from RefSeq and is a predicted model, not a curated record. Gene Ontology annotation, biological process: neuron differentiation; regulation of transcription by RNA polymerase II. Bases 1 to 771 code for a protein of 256 amino acids. The transcript is spliced from 3 exons. Gene Ontology annotation, cellular component: nucleus.